This is a messenger RNA of Aspergillus saccharolyticus JOP 1030-1, 486 nucleotides long. Its product is annotated as cytochrome b-c1 complex subunit 9. Lineage: Eukaryota; Fungi; Ascomycota; Eurotiomycetes; Eurotiales; Aspergillaceae. The coding region runs from base 1 to 210 and encodes 69 amino acids. The transcript is spliced from 5 exons. Gene Ontology annotation, biological process: mitochondrial electron transport, ubiquinol to cytochrome c. The record is from RefSeq and is a predicted model, not a curated record.
AUGGCCGGCGCUUUCACUACCACUCUCUACCGGAGUCUGUUCCAGCGCAACGCUGUCUACCUGACUGCCAUCUUCACCAGUGCCUUCGCCUUCGAGCUGGCCUUCGACACCGCUUCCAACCGCAUCUGGGAUUCUUUCAACAGCGGCCGUCAAUGGAAGGACAUCAAGCACCGCUACAUCAACAAGGCCGACGAGGAGGAUGACGAGUAAAUAUAACGAUCCUAUCGAGUGUUUUGUGCUGCAAGUGGUGGUGGGAUAGACCAAGUGCUGGAGGGUAGAGAGAUAUCCAUUCCCAUGUUAUUUGACCGAGAUCAGGGGAAAGGGGAAUUGCGAUGAUCCAUGGUGUUCUUGUACGAGGUAGUCUUUUCUCUUUUUUUUUUGAAACCAUAAACUGUACCAUUGGGGUGCGUUUCAAUCUAGGAGAGCCCUCUCGCGUUGGUGGCGGUAGACGCCGGGCAGACGAAGUGCCAAGCCGUAAGACAGUAU